UUCAACUACCUGCACAAAAAGCAGUCAGGAGGCGCCGGUCAGUUCGGCCGUGUUAUCGGCGUGCUCGAGCCAUUAACAGGCGAACAAAAUACACAGUUGUUUUUUAAGGACGAGACCAGUGGGACCAGGCUACCCAAAAACUAUGUGCCCUCGAUUCGGACAGGCUUCGAACUUGCGUGCGCUUCUGGCGGUUACCUCAUUGGUCAGCCGGUUGUCGGUGUCCGCUUCCGGCUACAGGAUGGGGAUCAUCAUGCAGUGGAUAGCAGUGAUUGGUCAUUUCAACUUGCCACAAUGGGAGCUAUGCGAGAUGGUACGCAAACAUUUAUCGACACCAUUGCUCUCAUUAUUUUUCAAGUUUUUCACAGAAAUUCGUCUAUCAUGCUGGUUUUAAUUUUGUGA
Protopolystoma xenopodis is the source of this 399-nucleotide messenger RNA. The record is from the annotation of a GenBank genome assembly. Lineage: Eukaryota; Metazoa; Platyhelminthes; Monogenea; Polystomatidea; Polystomatidae.